This is a messenger RNA of Lichtheimia ornata, 1452 nucleotides long. RefSeq lists its product as uncharacterized. Gene Ontology annotation, biological process: transmembrane transport. The record is from RefSeq and is a predicted model, not a curated record. Gene Ontology annotation, cellular component: membrane. Bases 1 to 1452 code for a protein of 483 amino acids. The transcript is spliced from 7 exons. Gene Ontology annotation, molecular function: transmembrane transporter activity. Lineage: Eukaryota; Fungi; Mucoromycota; Mucoromycetes; Mucorales; Lichtheimiaceae.
AUGCCGCGUAGUAAAAGCGAUACAGAAGAUGUUUGCUCGACCACUGUUGAGACCAAUGUAGACAAAGAAGCGUCCACAAUGAAGGAUGUAAUAGCGGUGAGACGACGUUUAAAACGAAAACUUGAUAUAAGAUUCGUUGUAUGGGCUUUUCUGGGCUAUUUUGCCACGUACCUCGAUCGAAGCAACUUGCCGAAUGCAUACGUUAGUGGCAUGAAAGAGGAUUUGCUUCUUGAAUCCUCUGCUUACAACUGGGCUGAUACCGUCAUGCGCCUCGGGUACAAUUUGUUUCAGGUCCCUGGAAGUCUGCUAUUACCCAAGGUGCAUCCACGAUGGUUUCUUCCCACACUCCCUCUCUUAUCUGGCGUCGUCCAAUGUUGCAUGUCUCUUGUCAAGAACCAUCAGGGCUUAUUAGCUUUGAGAUUUUGCCUUGGUCUAUGUCAAUCGGUCCUUCAACCAGGGAUUGUAUUCCUCUUGGGGAAUUGGUAUAUCGACCAAGAAGUGACAAAACGCGUUGGUAUCUAUAAAGCAUCUAUGGGUGUCUCAGGAGCGGUUGGGGGUCUUAUUGCUGGCUCCAUUGUGGAAACCAUUGCCGACAAAGCAGGGCUUCGUGCAUGGCAAUGGCUCUUUGUCGUUGAAGGAUUGAUUGCUAUCUUUGUCGGCAUCAUUGGGUAUUUCAUGGUACCCAAUUAUCCACAUCAAAAGACAUCAUGGAUCACUGAGCAAGAACGCACGAUCACUAUGGAAAGGCAUGCGUCACAAGAAAGAGAGAUAUCAGUGGCGCCUUAUAGUUGGAGAAUUUUCAAGCAAAUCCUAUUCAAGCCAUAUACCUGGUUGAUGACAUACAUCGUAAUGACGGCAUUCUUCGUGAAUAGUAUGGCCAACUUCUUUGUAGUCAUAUUGAAGGAUAUGGGCUAUGACAGCGCUUUUGCCAAUUACAUGUCCACCCCGCUAAAUCUCUUCAGCGCCCUGGCAUCGCUUGUGAUUGGAUAUUCAUCCGACUGGUUUAAUGAUCAUGCCAUUCAUACUGGUGCUGUCACAGCAUGGGGAACCAUCUGGAGUAUUAUCGUUGCUGUAGUCAAUCAUGGGAAUACACCUGCAGCACUCGUCUUUGUGUCAGCUUACGCAUUAGUCAUCGUGGAUACGUUGGUAACCCUUGCCUUCGUAUGGGUGAUGGACAUUUACAAGGGUGAUGUAAAUUCACGUGCCUUGGCACUAGGUAUUGUGAAUGGUCUCGGGCUUCUCAUUCCAAGCUUCGCAAAGGUCAAGCUUUGGGUUGUCACAGAUUCGCCAGUAUUCUGGCUGGGAAAAAUAGCAAACGUGGGCAUUGGAUGCGGGGCGGUGGUCGCUGUUUUGCUAUCAUGGUUUCUCAUCCGUAUCAAAUUCAUGCUGCCAAGCCAUAUCAAGCCAGCUGAUCAACGUGAUGACGAUGAAAAGCAUCAAGAUGGUGAUUGA